This is a messenger RNA of Ostrinia furnacalis (Asian corn borer), 462 nucleotides long. Its product is annotated as cecropin-D-like peptide. The coding region runs from base 71 to 268 and encodes 65 amino acids. Gene Ontology annotation, cellular component: extracellular region. Gene Ontology annotation, biological process: antibacterial humoral response. Lineage: Eukaryota; Metazoa; Arthropoda; Insecta; Lepidoptera; Crambidae. The transcript has 2 exons. The record is from RefSeq and is a predicted model, not a curated record.
GUAGGUUCAAGCAUCAUACGCUUUUGAGCAUUCUUCAAGAACACAACCAGAAGAAGAAUAAAGAGUAAAAAUGAAAUUCUCAAAGGUUUUCUUCGUUUUCUUCGCAUUCGUGGCUGCGUUUGCGACCGUCACCGCUUCGCCAUUCAACUUAGGGAAGGAACUGGAAGGAAUCGGCCAAAGAGUCAGAGACAGCAUCAUCAGUGCCCGACCGGCUGUUGACACCAUCUUGGAAGCCCAGAAGAUUUUCAAGGGAGGCGACAAAGACUGAACGAAAUGAUGUCAUAAUUUAAAGAUCAUUUUUUAUACCUAAGUUUGUUUUACAACAUAAAACGUUACGUACGUUCGAGGAAAAACUCAUUAGAUUAUAUUCAUGUAAAUUAUGUAAAUUAGCAAAAGAGAAUUUCAAAUUACCUUUUCUUGGAACUCGGAUUCUGUGAUAUAAUAAAUGUUUAUUUUAAAGUA